AUAAACCGAAGUUUGAAGAAGUAAACGGAUCUUUUAUCGGUACUCCUGGCUGUAAUCGAAUGCACGUGGAGUUGGCAGCCCUCACAGCUGAUAGUGUUGGAAAAGCUUGAAGGCCUAUGUGGGCAAAGCAGCUGAUUGCGAAAAUCAGCAGGUCGAACAACAACAGCUUCUGGUUGUGGAUCGGUGAAACGGAAUCGGAAAAGGUCGCCAGAAAAGCGAAGAAAAUGUCUGCUUUUAUCGAGGAAACCAAAAGUCUGCUGCCCCGCAUCGCCUUCAUCGCCUGCGGCUGCUUCAGUCCGCCCACACCGAUGCACAUGCGGAUGUUCGAAAUAGCCAAGGAUCACUUCGAGAUGCAGGGCACCCACAAGGUGGUAGGCGGCAUCAUCUCGCCCACCCACGAUUCGUACGGCAAAAAGGGCCUGGCCUCCGCCCUAGAUCGCUGUGCGAUGGUGAAGCUGGCCACCCAGAGCUCCAGCUGGAUCCGCCUCUCCGACUGGGAGGUUCACCAGAAUCAGUGGAUGCGCACACAGGCUGUACUGCAGUACCAUCAGAACUACAUCAAUAACGAGCUCAACUCUGGCGGACCGUGUGGGGAUGGGGAUGAUGGGAAUUCGCACAAGGCCAGCUGGCUACCCAGGGGGCUGCACGACAGUCGAGAUCCCGUGCACUUGAAGCUGUUGUGCGGCGCCGACCUCCUGGAAUCCUUCGCCGUCCCAGGUCUCUGGGCGGAAGCAGAUAUUGAGAACAUUGUGGCCAACCAUGGCCUGGUGGUCAUCACCCGUGCAGGCUCCAACCCAGGAAAAUUCAUCUUUGACUCCGACAUAUUGACCAAAUACCAGAACAACAUAACGCUGAUCACUAACUGGGUGCCGAAUGAGGUGAGCUCAACGCUGAUCCGGCGACUCCUCGGACGCGGUCAAUCGGUCAAGUAUUUACUAGACGAUCUGGUGUUGGAGUACAUCAAGCGCCAGCGCUUGUUCAACGUUAAAUCGCAGGAUGCACCGGCACCGACCGAAUGCGACUCCUGACGCGUUUUGCACCCGAUAGAGAAGUCCCCACCGGCCCAGCGUCACCCAAGCCAUCGGCACCGCCAUUCGCACCACCCGCCCCACCAGCACCAUCCGCUGUUUCAGCCGUGGCGCCUCUUCAUGGAGCGUGAGUGAGCCAUGCCAGAACAGUGAAGGCCAGAUUUCAAGUUCCUAUUUUGCAAAGAAUCCCGCAAUGCAUGUCUCCUUACUAUAACCCCCUAUCUUGGCCCUUGUAAAUAUUCCCCCAAGUAGCUUAGCUGUUUAUUUCCUGGUGGUCAGUGUGCGUAUCCAUCCACUUACCCCGAAACUAUUGCAAUUUGUAGUCCCAUUAAACAAUAACCGUAACUCUGUUGCUGUUGUACUGACCAUGCCCGCCUAACUUCUGGACUGUAGUAAGUAUAUAACGGAUGCAGUGCGUCCCACCCAUUUGCUCUUUAACCACGCCUACACGGACAACAACAAGAACGCAAGCAGCUAUUCCGUAGGCGUUCAGCU
Messenger RNA from Drosophila kikkawai, 1523 nucleotides. It is a transcript of the gene Nmnat, whose product is annotated as nicotinamide mononucleotide adenylyltransferase. Lineage: Eukaryota; Metazoa; Arthropoda; Insecta; Diptera; Drosophilidae. Gene Ontology annotation, biological process: NAD+ biosynthetic process. Gene Ontology annotation, molecular function: nicotinamide-nucleotide adenylyltransferase activity; nicotinate-nucleotide adenylyltransferase activity. The record is from RefSeq and is a predicted model, not a curated record.